Messenger RNA from Anopheles stephensi (Asian malaria mosquito), 1575 nucleotides. RefSeq names its product eukaryotic translation initiation factor 2 subunit 2 (gene eIF2beta). The transcript is spliced from 4 exons. Gene Ontology annotation, cellular component: eukaryotic translation initiation factor 2 complex. Gene Ontology annotation, molecular function: translation initiation factor activity; mRNA binding; translation initiation factor binding. Lineage: Eukaryota; Metazoa; Arthropoda; Insecta; Diptera; Culicidae. Gene Ontology annotation, biological process: formation of translation preinitiation complex; formation of cytoplasmic translation initiation complex; translational initiation. The coding region runs from base 158 to 1177 and encodes 339 amino acids. The record is from RefSeq and is a predicted model, not a curated record.
CUUUGACAGCCCGGAAUGUGACAGUAGAGAAAUUUACGAAAAGCUGAUGCAAUAUCGCCGAAGUGGGUUGGUUCGUUCGCCCCGGAAAGAAUAAAAUAAACGUGCGCAAAGAUUGUUGUAAGCUAGUUAAAAAGUACCACAAGUGAAAGAGCAAAUCAUGGCGGAAGACGAUGCGAUCUUUGACCCUUCCUUGAUGAAGAAAAAGAAAAAGAAGAAGACUCCGUUCGAUCUGGACGCGAUGGCUGGUGCUGGGGCGGAAGAACCGGCUGCAGAGGCAGAAUCGGCCGUGCCGAGCGAAUCGAAACCGGUCGCCGACGGAGAGGACGAUUUGGAUCUGGAGAACUUUAACAAGAAAAAGAAGAAGAAGAAGAAGCCGUUCAAUUUGGACGAGCUGGAAGGUGCCCUACCCUCCGGCGCAGGGGAAGGUGACGCGGAUGCGAAGGAAAGCAAGGAGGAGGGUGAAGCGGGCGGCGACGAUGGGCUGGACGAGGACUUUAAGCUGGACUUUAGCAUGAAAAAAAAGAAAAAGAAGAAGAAGGAUCUGACGGAGCUGAUGGAGCAGGAACAGGUUGAUGGGCAGGAUGGGCAGGACGACGAGAAGGAAAAUGAUUUUACAUGCCUUACCGAGAGCGACGGGAUCGUCACCGAAACUGUGGAUGAAAAUGUUACUUCCUGGGCUGGUUCGGAUCGUGACUACACGUACGAUGAGCUGCUGAACCGUGUGUUCGAGAUCAUUCUGGACAAGAAUCCGGAGAUGGCCGGCGGCCGUAAGCCGAAGUUUGUGAUGCGUCCACCGCAAGUGUUGCGUGUCGGCACGAAGAAGACCUCGUUCGCCAACUUUACCGAAAUCUGCAAAACGCUCCAUCGACUACAGAAGCACGUGCUCGACUUUCUGCUAGCUGAGUUGGGUACGAGCGGUUCGGUCGACGGUAACAAUCAGCUCAUCAUCAAGGGUCGCUUCCAGCCAAAACAGAUCGAGAACGUGCUGCGAAGAUACAUCAAGGAGUACGUCACCUGCCACACCUGCCGCUCGCCGGACACCAUCCUCCAAAAAGACACCCGCCUGUUCUUCCUGCAGUGUGAAUCUUGCGGGUCCCGGUGUUCCGUCGCUAGUAUUAAGUCUGGUUUCCAGGCCGUCACCAGUAAACGUGCCGCGAUGCGUGCAAAGACAGCCUAGACGGGCGUGACGCGAAGAGGCAAGAACGGUCACGCGCACGGUCCCGGCGGCGCUUGGUGUUCAUAUGGCACGGAUGGUAAGGUGGAAUGAUGCAUCUUUUCCGGUUCUGCUUUACUUUAUUCUGCCCCUUCAUUUUGUGGUCCCUUUCGCCCAUCGUUCGUUCGCUCGCGAUGGGUCAUCUUUCCUCAGGGCGGUGCUUCGAUGAGUCGAUCUGUCGAACGUCCCUGCCCACUAAACUCUAUUUGAUUGAUAAAAAAUCCUACGUUGUUUUCUUGUGGUGGUUUUCUUUUCGAGUCGUACGAGAUGUUAGCGACGAAUUAUUCCAUACGAACGAACCAACCAAGCCUCUUGUACUUCUCAAGGAAAAUAAAUGAUAACUAGCAUUUGCAACAGAGAAA